GGGAUAAUUUGCUAUGGAAUUUACGCAGCUUUCGUCACUGAUAGAGAGGCAACUGGAAAGAGCAAACAGUUCCCUGGAAUAAGGUUUUUCGCCUGUACGCUGGGAUCAAACUUCAACCUCAUGCUCAGGAGGGAAUGGCUAUUGCUUUCUGGAAUGAUAGACUGUUCCAAGGAAAGCAUCCAUAAUGCUCUCACGAUGAAGAAUGCUGGACAAGCUGUGGUUGUUGUCGUAGGAGGAGCUGAAGAAGCCCUUUAUGCUCGACCUGGAGUGCACAAACUCAAGCUGCUAACUCGAAAAGGUUUCGUAAAGCAAGCACUCCGAUGCGGUGCUUCGUUAGUACCUGUGUAUUCAUUUGGAGAGACUGAUGUCUACCAACAG
Molecule: messenger RNA, 378 nt
Organism: Cooperia oncophora
Lineage: Eukaryota; Metazoa; Nematoda; Chromadorea; Rhabditida; Trichostrongylidae
Source: the annotation of a GenBank genome assembly